AUGGCCAGUAAAGUUUUUCGCAAGCUUCAAGUUGUUAAAAUUACACCUUCCUUUCGGGAAGCUGUCAAGCUGGUGGAAGUUCCGCUGAACCCGCCAAAUGCCGACGAAGUUCGCGUCAAAAAUGUUUACGCCGGUGUAAACGCAAUGGCCAGUAAAGUAUUUCGCAAGCUUCAAGUUGUUAAAAUUACACCUUCCUUUCGGGAAGCUGUCAAGCUGGUGGAAGUUCCGCUGAACCCGCCAAAUGCCGACGAAGUUCGCGUCAAAAAUGUUUACGCCGGUGUAAACGCCAGCGAUGUGAAUGUUACCAGUGCUCGGUACUUUACUGAUGGAAAAUGUCCGUAUGAUUUGGGCAUGGAAGCUUUGGGUGUGAUUGACGCCAUUGGAAGUAAUGUGACAACCAACUUGAAGGUCGGUCAACCAGUUUUGAUUGCAGACUCCAAACCUCAGGGUUUUGCCGAGUACCUUUACAAACCUCUGAAAACGCUAGUACCUCUUCCAGAAGUGAAACCAAACUACAUAGUUUCCUAUGUGAACGGGUUAACUGCAAGCAUCGCCCUGGACAAGGCUGGUCGAAUUCAGCCAGGCGAUAAAGUGUUGAUCACCGCCGCCGCCGGUGGCACUGGUCAGAUUGCCGUACAGUGGGCAAAGAAGAGGGGAUGCUAUGUUAUUGGAACUACCUCAAGUGAGGAGAAGGCACAGUUUGUCAAGGACUUAGGUGCCGAUGAGGUGAUCAACUAUAAGAAGGAAAACUUGGAUCAAGUGCUGAAAGAGAAGUUUCCUUCUGGAGUUGACGUGAUUUGGGAAACGAUUGGCGGCGAAGUGUUUGCCACUCUUUUCCGUCACCUUGCCGUCAAAGGUCGAAUGGUGAUCAUUGGCAGCACCACCACUUACACUGGUGAUGGCAACUUCGAUGUGCCCAUUUCCAAGCUGAAUGCCAAGCUGCUGAUGAGCUCUAAAUCGCUGAAUGGUUUCAUGAUGACCAACUACACUUCCGAUUACAAGGAGUACCUGGGCAAGCUGAUUGGCAUGAUUGCUAAGGGCGAGUUGAGUGCCAAGGUCGAUUUGGGAGAGAACAGCCCUGGGGGAAAGUUUACCGGUCUCAAGCAGACGGUGCGAGCUGAAGAGUGGCUGCAUUCGGGUAAAAAUUCAGGCAAAGUUGUGGUGCAGGUUAAUGAUUUCUAA
Rhagoletis zephyria (snowberry fruit fly) is the source of this 1182-nucleotide messenger RNA. Lineage: Eukaryota; Metazoa; Arthropoda; Insecta; Diptera; Tephritidae. The record is from RefSeq and is a predicted model, not a curated record.